ACAAGACGAGAGAGACUAAUUUGCCUGCAAAUGGCCCCCCGGUGGCUGAGCUGCAGUACUGCAGUGUUCCUGCUCCUGGUUCACAUCGCCCCAGUCCUCACACAAUCCUGUGGGGGAACCCCGGGGAUCCCUGGGAUACCAGGCACCCAUGGGCCCAACGGCAUGGACGGUCCCAAGGGCGAGAAGGGCGACCCUGGUGAGGCAGGUCAGCCUAUCAGGGGCAAGAAAGGGCUGCCAGGUAUUUCUGGUCCUCCAGGACGGCCGGGGAUGAAGGGGGACGUGGGUCUCCCUGGGCCUCCUGGUAAUCCAGGCCGUAAAGGGGAUAAAGGAAGACCCUUUAACCCCUCCAACAACCAGAAAUCCUUCUUCUCCUACAAACGGAUAUCACACGCACCAGAGAUGGACACCCCCAUCUACUUCAGCGGGGAGACUUCGAGUGACCUGGAUGAACAGUUUCGAGGGGACCCGCUUACAAACGGGACGUUCACAUGCGUCACCAAAGGAAUUUAUUUCUUCAGUUAUCACGUUUCAGCAAGGAGCAGAGUGUGUCUGAAGCUGGUGAAAGGCAGCAACACUCACAUGAUGCAGUGUGACACGUCUGAGGGUUUCCUGGUCACCUCCGGCUCGGCCGUCUUGGAGCUGGCGGUCGGAGAGACGGUGUCUCUGCAGGCAACCAGGUACAACAGCAUCGUGACGAGCCAGAGCAGCGCCAGCCACACCAGCCACACCUUCACCGGCUUCCUGCUCUUCCCAACCACAUAGAGCUCCAACCUCUGAGCCAUAAGAUCACUUUGAAGACAUCAAAAACUUUUUAAAAGACAUUUAUAGCAAUGAAAUGAAAUGUUUUCUUUAAAAGUGCAAAGGUCAGCAGAAUUAACAAAGAUUGGCUCAGCAGUAGAGCUGCUGCCAUAAAGAAUCUUAUCAGUGUUUAUGCAUCAGUUAAAACAUUGUGUUUUUUACAUCACUGAUUUCUGAAAGCAGACUGAUUUCAGCUAGUUGUACGGUCGUGUUUCCUUUGCUUUUUCCCAGUACAAAAACAAAAUAAAAACUGAAACCAGC
Plectropomus leopardus (leopard coralgrouper) is the source of this 1059-nucleotide messenger RNA. RefSeq names its product complement C1q B chain (gene c1qb). Gene Ontology annotation, molecular function: protein binding. Lineage: Eukaryota; Metazoa; Chordata; Actinopteri; Perciformes; Serranidae. The record is from RefSeq and is a predicted model, not a curated record.